Molecule: messenger RNA, 2628 nt
Organism: Dendronephthya gigantea
Lineage: Eukaryota; Metazoa; Cnidaria; Anthozoa; Malacalcyonacea; Nephtheidae
Product: serine-rich adhesin for platelets-like
Exons: 3
Coding region: 255-2027 (590 amino acids)
Source: RefSeq, a predicted model, not a curated record
UAGAAAAUUUUCUUUGUGAUUGCUCGCGGUAAAUUCUUUCGUAUAUACGAAGAGACGGUUCGUCUCUGAAUUAGAAAGUUGUUUUGCGAGCCCUCGUGAUAAUCUCAAAGAAAACUCACUUUAAUUAUCUCAAUUGAUCAGGCUUCAUGUUACAUCCGUUUGAGGCCCUAAAAAGGAAAGGGGUUUUAUUAUUUGCGUGUCUGGACCACAAAUACCCCUUGUAUUUGACCUGCGGUGACCAUUUUUGACAUUUCAUGAUUCGAGCGCGUUAUCAUUUAGUUGAUGCUUUGAAAUCACCGAUAACAAAGUAUGUCACGGCAGAAGUCAUUAACGACUGCAUUUUUACAAUGAGGAAAUCAUACAUACACAGUAUUUGGCUCGUCUUACUCGUAAUAUCAACAACGGGAGAAAAUGUCAGUGUGGGUAAUAGGACCUCUGACAACUAUGCCACCUCAAAGCACACAUUGUUACAUACAAGUUUUUUAACAUUAUCACGUCAACAGACAAUUCCUAUUCGUAAAUCUACUGAGACAAGAUUGGAAAGUGCGGAUGCAAAGACUGUGAAAUUGCAAGCGAGUAGAUUUUUAAAUUCUCGCACGCAUGAAAAUGCGUCUUGGUCGGAGAGCACGCGAACACAAUCUGUGCGCAAUUUAUACAAUACUGACACUCAGUCAACAACAGUGCGUGAUUUAUUCAAAUACACGCAAAUACAGAGCGCAGAUCUACAGAUCAUCUCUUCAACAAAAACUGCACCUCUAGUAAUGCCAGAUAAUACCAACGGUGAAGUGAAACCCACUGAAACAUGUAAACUGAGUAAUUCUGUGAAUUCCGUCACAUUUGAAGUACAUAAAUCUUCAAUCAACGGGUCAGCAAAUCCUCAUAUUUCACAGCACGCAACAGUUUUGAGCAACAGAUAUUUAAGUGUUAAAAUCUCAAGCACGAUACCCAGUGGAAAUUCGUUGGAAGUACAGAAAUCUCACACGAGAUCAGCAAAAGAUCAUUUUCAGAGUAAAACCAUUAAUUUUCAGAGUAGCUACGAGAGCUUUCACACUCGAACAUCACGAGACGAGUCAAGUACGUUUGGACACUUCCUGAAGAGUACACAAGCGUUACAACCCUCGAGAAUAAUAGAAACAACCUUGCCAGGAAGGAGCGACUCAUUAACUGCGGAAUUACAGAUAAACACACAUCUUGCGACAAGUAGAUUUAACGAGUGGCAAAGAUCAACCAUAGAAGAUUUAUCGAAAACAGUCGAAAGACCUCACAUCACGCUAACCUUUGCGAGUUCCCAGCUCAAAACACAAGGAAGCAACUCUUAUCUUGCCCAUACAGACGAGUAUUUGUCUUCGACCUCAAGUGCAAACAUAGCUAGUAGGAUAAUACAUACUGCAGUUGGAAACAUUUCAAAAACGACUGAAAUUAAGGAAAAUAGAAAAACACACUCCGGAAGGUCAGAAAAAACAAUGGAAAACUUAACUCCGAGUUUUACUGUAAAAGAAAUUUCAUCAACUGGUAGCAUCCUGAUGAGGGUGUCCAAGAACCGCGCAACGAGUCUAAGGACAAGCCAAUCUGGUUAUCAAUCGGCGGAGAUUAAAUCAGCCAAUGAGGUAACAGACACCAAAUCUCCAAUACUAUCAACAGAGAUCCAUGUUCUAUCAUCAAAAGUACAUUCUUCAUCACCAUUCCUUACCACAAGUCACAACAAGUCCUCUAGUAAAGUUGCAGGCAUGCCUCUGUACGUUUUAGCGAUUUGUCUUCCCCUGGCGGCCCUCCUGGGUUUCGCCUUGGCCUUCGUCUACUUCAGACGAAAUAAACAGGAUCAGAGAGUGCGUUACUCGGUCACCGUCGAAAUCUCCGCAGAUAAACCAGAUUAUGAAUUGAAAAGAAUGUACAGCAUUAUUGACGUGACUGGGGGAAUAAACAAGGAGUUUUUGUCAGAUUUGGAAAGUCGGAAAAGUAGCAAAGGAAUCUUAGAUCAAUUGGACAAUGUGUCUGUUAGUAUUACACAAUCUGACCAAACAAUCUAAGUCAACAAGCAGUAGAUACUUCAUGAACAGCUCUCUCCUGGAGGAGACACAUUAUUCCAUAGAAGAAAUCAUGCUGAACAGGCAUUACUUCCUACGAACGAGAGUUGUUUUAAUUGCACAAAUGCACAAUCAAUAUUAUUGCCAGCGUAAUUUUCCGUCCUUGCAUUAGGAUAACUGGAAUAAUUUAUAGUAAGCUUGGGGAAGAAACUUUGGUAGUCCCAUGCGAAUUAUUGUUGGUGUGACUCUAUGAGCCUUGAAUGUAUGAGACAGAUACAUUUACCAGACCAUAUGGCAGACCAAACACAGACUCGAAAAAACAAAAAGAUAGGCAUCUGUUUCAUGUCUGUGUUUAAACAUCAUCAAUUUCCUUUGAUGAAUAAUUUCCGACCAUCUGCAUUCUGGUAAAAUGUACAUCCGACAUCUGCUGGAUAAUCCUGGAUUAAAUGACAUGCAAGUCAACUCUACUUUGUCAAAGGAAUGGAUCAUUUGUCAAAAAUUAUAACACCUUUCAUUGUUACUGAUAUUGUAGUCACUGCUGUUUUAUGAAAUUGUAAAAUGUUAGGAAAUGUUUUCAAUCUUAGAGUUUUGCCUAUUUAAUUGG